AUGGCAGCCAAGCAGGGUCUAACCGCUCAGCUUUCGCAAGCGGGAGAAGAUGCCAAGAGAGCAGUUCUCAGUCGAACAGGGGUUACCUCAUCCUGGUUUUCCAAUCUCAACACAGUAUGUACCAUCAAAAGCGCACCCCCGAGAUCCCCCGACGUUCUGCAGAUGCUCGCCACGAAAUCCGGCUGGCUUUUCAAACGUAACGAACAGCAUGUUUGGCAAGCACGAUGGUGUUGUAUUGUACCACACAGCUUUCUUUACUACUUUGACGCCAAUGUAGUUCCCGGUCAAGCCCCACCAAUACCCAAUCCAACUCCCCAGCAGCAGGAAAGUUGGAACAAAGCGGUCCAACUCGGUUACGGCAACCGUAAGCAGCACGAAAAGCGCGGCAGUCUUUACUUAUUCAAUGGACAAAACAAUGCCAAUGAAGAAACGGAAGGCGGAUCAGCUGGACCAGAACCCUCCAAGUUAUCAUCAAGUCACCCGGCAGGGAUUAUCGAUCUCGAAUGUUACACCUCUGUUCACCGCUCUUCUGCUGACAAGCACGUUCUUGAACUCGCCGGCGACGACCAGGUAAAUCCAGACUUACGACCAUUCUACUUUUGUACCGGCAGUGAUACCGAAUCAGAGCAUUGGACGGAUUCCUUGUUGAAUUGUCGCCAUUCCGCCUUGUUGGACGAGUGUGAAGCCUACAAGCAAGUCUGUGACGGCUUUGCGCAACAGUUACAAGGCCUUCACACCGAUUUAGACGGGGCCGCGCGCGUGCAGGAAGAAUGUCAGGAUGAGUUGUAUCGCGUUCGUAGCAGUCAAGAGGACGUUCGACGAUCGUGUUGGCGCCUAAUGGAAGACUCGUUGGAGCGACCGGUUUCAGACUUGGACCCAAGAAUUCUGGAGAAACGUGCCCAGUUUCAACGGAAUUUAGGAACAGUCCGGAUCCAAGAUAUGGGUAUACCACAAGCAGUGCGGCUCCUUUUAGAAUACUUGCAAGUCGUCGAAGAAGUCUCCAUCGAUCUACACUGCCAAAAAGAACGUCUUCGGGACAACCUGCAGCAGACAGGCCAGUCAGAUCAGGUCAAGGUGGAAGAGCUUACAAAGGAACUGGAAGAACUGAAAAACGAAUUCUUGACGGAGAAGCAGCAAUGGCAAGCUCAAGUUGAUACGGCAACAGCGAAGUAUCAGCAGUCCCAGAAAGAGCUGAAAGACGUUGAGAAAGAUCUCAGUAGUACACGAAUGGAAGUCACCAUGUACCAAAGUCAGCAAAAAACUAAAUUGAGUGAAGUACAGCAGCACAAGAAGAUCCUAAAAAAAGAGGUAAUCGAUUUGCGAUCCAGAUUGGAAAAUGCUAUGUCUGAACUAUCUAUGAUGCGCCACCAACAAGAAAGUCACAAAAUGCAAGCGGAGCAAGAGCGGGAAAAGAAUAGUUUACUGGAACGCUAUGUUGAAAAAAUGGAGAGCCAAGUCAAAGUGCAACAAAAUAUGAUGGAAAUGAUGUCACAAUCUGGAGUGGGUAGUGUAGUCGGCGGAAGUAUCGGUCCUUUCGACCAUCGUUCAUAUGCGUCGCGGUCCCGCAACAAUAUUGUUGUCGUUCAUCGCGGAAGGGAUGAAAGUGAAAACGUCGAUAACGACAAUGAAGCCGAAGAUGUCGCUCGAGGGCUGCCUUUUGCGAAAGAAGAAAAGACAAGUGAUCGACGCAAUCUGGUCGAAGAUAUUGACAAUAAGAGCCACAUGUCUGAGUUGACCGAAGACCGUACGCAGCGACAUUACGAAGCGUUUACCAACGAGUACUCACCAUAUCGAGAUCUGGGAGGAAACAGUCCCAACAUGAAUGGCACAAGGCAAAAUAGUUCAUCACAGAGAACUCCGGGCCCCCCGACGUAUAUCGGGGUUGGUUCUUUUCCACAGAACCACCUAGAGGCUGCCCGCGCGUCAAAGAAGAAUAGUCCACAAGCACCACGUAUUAGAAGAAAUGACAUUCCGCGUCCUAGCGGAGUCCACGAUACAUCGCCGAUUGCUUCAGGGAAGGCGUCUGUUGCACAACUGACUAGGCUUGAAGCAGAGAAACAAAGCACUCCCAGUCGCGCUCGCGUUGACGAAAACAAUCCUCGUCAAGAGCAAGCGGGUAGAUCUCCAGGUCUGUCCAAGCGGCACGGAAAGACAUCUUCUUCUAGGUCUGUCAAGUCGCAGGGUUCCCGUAUUUGGAAACGUAUGGAGGAGGCUGUACUUGGUCCACUUCCUGAUGAACGCUCUUCGGAUGAGGACGACAGUAGCGGUUCAAUUAAUUCAAAUGGGGCAGCAGAUUUCACAGAGGAGGGAGACAACCGCAAUCGUCUGGCUGGGGAUGAACUUUCUGACGAAAAGAAAAUGACGGAAUCAGUCUCACAUCUCUCUCUUCACGAACGCUCAAAGCUACAACGGGAAAAACAACUGCAGUUUUUGAAGGAGCAAGGCCUGGUCAAAGACAAAGAAAGUUCAUGGAAUUCUGAGGGGCCGUCGUGAAGCCACACCGGUGUUAUCAGGCCUACGGGCUCGUCUAAAGCUAGCUGCCCGCACUCCAAUGCUAUGUUUCCUGACUGUGAGUAAAACCGUACUUGUCGGGCUUCUAGUGAUUUAAGAGUUACGUAUGAUCGUCUACUAUAUGGUGAUUGCUUGCAUCGAGGUGCCGGCGUAGGCCUUAAAUGUUUGUGAUCGAGACGGUUGCUCUCUCGAUGCCUCGCAAAAAGGGGUUUAGCUAGGUUGGUCGACAUUCU
This is a messenger RNA of Phaeodactylum tricornutum CCAP 1055/1, 2744 nucleotides long. RefSeq lists its product with no specific name. Lineage: Eukaryota; Bacillariophyta; Bacillariophyceae; Surirellales; Neidiaceae. Bases 1 to 2493 code for a protein of 830 amino acids. The transcript is spliced from 2 exons. The record is from RefSeq and is a predicted model, not a curated record.